UUACGUUCGAUGCACUCUAUUAACGAAACUCGCACCGAGUACACCAUCGAUUUUAAUACCAAAUAAUUAUAACCGGAGUGGCAGCGUUCGGAGUAAACCGUGCAAACUAAACCAAAUAUCGAAACGUUCCGGUGUAACAGAUGAUCUUAGAAAGUUCGAGAAGGGUAAAACUGUUGGAUAUUAUUGGUGGCUAGUUUUAACUUGAGUUUACAUCAAAAUAUUUUCACAUAUGUCGAAGAAAAGAUCGAUUUAUUAUAUAUAAAUACUUCAAUGUUUAUAUUUUAAGGAUAAGGUGACGUCAGAAUAAUUUGAAUAUUUCGUUUGACGUAUCGAAUUAGAUCAAACUUUUAAUUGAAAAUGGGGAAAGAUUAUUACAAAAUCUUGGGAAUUAGUCGAGCAGCAACAGAUGAUGAAAUUAAGAAAGCUUAUCGUAGGCAAGCAUUAAAAUAUCAUCCUGAUAAGAAUAAAUCACCAGAAGCAGAAGGCAAAUUUAAAGAAGUUGCUGAAGCAUAUGAUGUAUUGAGUAAUAAGAAAAAAAGAGAAAUAUUUGAUAGGUUUGGAGAAGAAGGAUUAAAAGGUGGUGCAACUUCCAAGGCUAGCAAUAACCAGGCACAGUAUAUGUUUAGUGAAGAUCCAAAGACGAUAUUUACAAACAUUUUUGGAACUUAUAGUCCAUUUGAGUCGUUUUUUAGGAAUGGAAUGAAUGCUAGAAAUAGAUGUAUGUUUAAUGAAAUGGAUUUUGAAAAUUGUUUUAAUGUUACUAAUCAAAAAGGUUUUCAUCGCCCAGCACAUACAAAGUCGCAAGGCCCUUGUAAUCAGGCAAAGAGACUAAAACAAGAUCCACCAAUAGAACACGAAUUAUUUAUUGGUUUAGAAGAUAUUGCGAAAGGUUGUGUCAAAAAGAUGAAGAUAUGUCGUAAUGUAUUAUGUUCUGAUCACAAAACAAUAAAAAGGGAAGAAAAGAUCCUUACGGUGGCCAUCAAGCCAGGAUAUAAAGCAGGAACAAAAAUUACUUUUAAAAGAGAAGGUGAUCAAACUCCUAAUAAUAUUCCGGCAGAUAUUGUUUUUAUUGUGCAAGAUAAACCACAUCCAUUAUUUAAACGGGAAGGCAGUAAUCUUAUUUAUACGGCCAAUGUCACUUUGCGUGAGGCUUUAUGUGGAGCAAGUGUAGACGUAUCAUUAUUAUCUGGUGAAAAAAUAUCAUUUAAAUUACCAAAUGUACAACCGGGAACUACCAGGCUUAUAAGAGGGAAAGGAUUACCUCAUCCCAUGGAUUUAAGACGACGAGGGGAUCUUAUUGUAAAAUUUGAUAUAAUUUUUCCUGAUAAACUUUCAGAUGAUACUAAAGAAAUACUUAACAGUUGUUUGCCAUAAGUAUAGCAUAAUUUAUAUAAUUUAGUCUGUACAUUCUAGUUUAAUUCAUUUUAUCCUUAUUGUCCUAAUACAUCUUGGAAUAUGUAAAUUAAUUAAUAAUGCUUAAUUAAAUAUCAUACAAUAAUAGUAAUGCAAAUUCUGCAUCAAAAUAAUUUCAUUCUGGCAUUUAUUUAUUAAAACAAUGACUUAAAUUUCUCAUAGUAUGACUUCAUAUAUGAAAACUUCUGGAGUAGAUUUUAUAUUAUCGGAGACAUAUGUAUGUCCAAAACUUUAUAUUUGAGCUUGUAUAUAUAUAUGUAAUAUGU
This is a messenger RNA of Centruroides sculpturatus (bark scorpion), 1679 nucleotides long. Its product is annotated as dnaJ homolog subfamily B member 4-like. Gene Ontology annotation, biological process: negative regulation of transcription by RNA polymerase II. The record is from RefSeq and is a predicted model, not a curated record. Gene Ontology annotation, cellular component: cytosol. NCBI's taxonomy places the organism in Eukaryota, Metazoa, Arthropoda, Arachnida, Scorpiones, Buthidae. Bases 358 to 1374 code for a protein of 338 amino acids. Gene Ontology annotation, molecular function: protein-folding chaperone binding. The transcript is spliced from 3 exons.